AUGAGUUAUAAUAACAAUUAUGUAGAUUUCAAUAUUCAUGAUCGUAGAAAAACAAACAAUGCGAAUUUUAAGGAGGAAGAGAAUUCUUGGAGUAAUAUGAGUUUCAGCAAAGGUAAUAAUUUGAAUAAUAAUGUAAUGAAAAGAGGAGGACAUAUGGAUAUAACAAAUAAUAAAAAUUUUAUGGAUAUAAAUAUUAACGAUAUGAAUAGAAUGAAUAAUAUGAAUAAUUUUUAUAGUGGGCACGUUACAGAUGUUAAUAAUACGGAAAAUGACGAAUCAGCACAUUUAUUAAAUAAAAAUGUACAGGUGGAUAAUACGUAUGUAAAUAAUUUGAUUAAUCCAAAUGAUAACGUGACUCACCCUUUUGCAAAAAAUAUAAACAAUAAUACGUCCUCAUCAAAUUAUGUGUCAGCUCAUCCUAUUAUAGGAAGAAACAAAACGAAGGACAUAUCAAAUAGUAGUUAUAAUAAUAGGAGUAAUACCAGUACAAUAAAUAAUCAUAAUAAUAAUAAUAUUAAUAAUAAUAAUAAUAAUAUUAAUAAUAAUAAUAAUAUUAAUAAUAAUAGUAAUAUUUUUAAUAAUAAUGAUAAUAAAAAAUAUUCUUAUAUCCAUAAUUCAAACACAACCAUGAUGAAACCAUCUAAUAUAAUAUUAAAUCAUCAUCACAAUAAUAAUAAUAAUAAUAAUGUUACAAAUAAUUUAGGUAGUACCAAUUUUAAUGUAAAUAAUAAAGUUUCUAGCCAUAGCAAUUUAUUAUAUAAUAAUAAAAAUUUCUCAAACAAUAAUAACAAUAAUUUUUUUCAAAAUAAUAAUAAUAAUAAUAAUAGUAGUAGUAGUAAUAAUCGAAUUAGUAACUCUAACCUAGCGAUAGAACAAAAUUAUUGUAACCAAUUUUUAAAAAGUAACGAUUCAAAGGAAGGAAGAAAUGUAGUUUUAUCAGAUAAUCUUCCUUUUGUAAAUAAUGUUAAAGUUGAUAAUGAUUUAAAUAAUAAGAAUAUUUUUAAUAAUUAUAAAACAAAUUAUAAUGAUAAAAAUUUCGAACAAAAUAAUAUGAACAUAUCAGGUAAUAGUAUGAACCAAUUUAAUAAUAAUAUGAACAGUUCAGGUGAUAAUAGUUUUGUUGGAAGUGUAGUUAGUAGUGUUAUAGGAUCGACUGCAUCGAAUUUUUUUCAGAAUAAAUUUUUAAAUAAUAAAGAGAGCAACGUUGAAAGCAAUAAAGGAAUUGUACAUAAUAUAUUUGAAAGAUUAACAAAUGAUAAAGAAUCAAAAAAUGAGAUAAAUAAUUUGGUACAACAAAAGGUUGCGAAUAUGGUGAUCAAUGAAAUAGAGAAAAAAAUUGAAAUAAAUCAAACUAGUUUUAUAUGUAACAAAUUAUCUGUUUUGAGAGAAUAUUUUGAUGUAACUCAUGCAUAUGUUAUACAGAAAAUAUUAUUUAUAUUGAUUCCUUAUAUAUAUAUUCGAAAGGCUUUAUGUGAAUCAAGAACAUAUUAUGUAUAUACACACUUCAAAAGAAAAAUGGAAUCGUCUGAAAAAAAUAAAACAUUUAAUUCUGCAUUUAUUUUAAAUAAUGAUAAUAGUAAUUUUACUAGGCCGAAUUCGAGUAUAAAUAAUGAAUAUGCGCAACAACAAGGGGGAAGCUUUUUUUAUAAUGAUAAGAGUAAAGGAUAUAUGAGUAACACACAUAAUAAUAUGAACAAUAAUGUGAAUAAUAAUAUGAACAAUAAUAUGAACAAUAACAUGAACAAUAACAUGAACAAUAACAUGAACAAUAACAUGAACAAUAACAUGAACAAUAACAUGAACAAUAACAUGAACAAUAGUAUGGCACGACAUAAUUCAAACGAUAUUAAUUAUGUUGAUUAUAGUAAUGUGGGUAUUUUUAAAGCAGAUUUAUAUAUCCCCUUAAUGUCAAGUAUUACAUAUAUAUUAUUAUACACAUUAACAAUAACCGCACAAAAACAAAAUGCAACUUUUAAUCCCGAUAACUUGUUUAAUAUAUCAUCAUAUGUAUUUAUCUUACUAUUUUUAGAAACAGCUAUUAUAAAAUUUUUAUUUUUAUUAACAUGCAGAGAUAUUAAUUUAUCCUUUUUACAUAUUCUUUCUUUUAUAUCAUAUAAAUUUGUUAUUAUGUGUGCUUUAAUUAUAACGAAAAUAUUUUUUUAUUUCCUUUAUUUUAUGUAUGCGUCUGUCUUUGGGGGUGGAGGGACAUUUCCUGAUAUCAGCAUGAAAAAUAAUCUUCAUGUGAAUAAAAAAAUGUUAUCAAAUAAUUCACACAAUACAUUCAAAAAUAUGAAUUAUCAAAAUAUUAGUAAAUUCAGUCCAUUCAAUAUUGUGUUAUUUUUAAAUAGUACGACUACAUAUAGAUUAACACAAUUAUAUUUUUAUAUAACUGUGACUAUACAGAUGAUACAAAUUUUUAAGUCAAUACAUUUAUAUAUACAUGAUAAUAAUUCUAAUUUGUCACAUAAGGUUAAUAUCAAAAGGAUUAAUGUGCUUAUACUUAUUUUUUCUUUAUCACAAAUAUUUUUAUGCUGGAUACUUACACCAUCUUUUACAUAA
Molecule: messenger RNA, 2559 nt
Organism: Plasmodium falciparum 3D7
Lineage: Eukaryota; Apicomplexa; Aconoidasida; Haemosporida; Plasmodiidae
Gene: YIF1
Product: putative protein transport protein YIF1
Biological process (GO): endoplasmic reticulum to Golgi vesicle-mediated transport
Cellular component (GO): endoplasmic reticulum membrane; Golgi membrane
Source: RefSeq, a predicted model, not a curated record